CAUUUCCUGUGCAAGCCCUCCUUCACUUCACAAAAAGCCACAGUUGAGUAAAUCACGAGGAUCUGGGGUUGUUCCUUCUCCCAGGGAGCUCUCAUGGACCAGCAGCAGCAGCAGUUCCACGCCGUGCCAUUGGCACUGCUGGAAUGAGCAUGGGCUUCUCUGCAGGGCUUCUCACCCAUGGAUGGAAAUAAUUGGGGGUCUGCCUUCAUGCCAGUUAACACUUCUUGGUGCUUGACUUGGUUUCUGCUGGGAGGUUAUUUCCCCUCUGAAGGAUCCUUUGGAACUCCUUGUCAGAUCAGUUCUGGGGUGGAGCUUGCAGCAACUUUUCUGACGCUCUGUCUGUGCAAGACUGACAAUAAAUAACUCUCUUGAGCGCUGUAGAGAGAUGGAAACUGCAACUGAGAAAUGAUUUUGGGCAGAGGAAGGCAGAAAAGCACAAGCAAACUGUUAUGGAAGUGCAAAUAUCCUCCUAAAGGAUUCGGCAGAUGUACCAGCUAUGGAGUCUGGCUGCAGUCCCAGCCAGGGAAAUUUCUCUUCAGAGGAAACCUGUUAACCAUUUGGAGGGAGUGCAUGGGAAUGAGCAGGAGGUGUUAAACCAGAGCUCUGCUGCAGGUUUAGUGCCCCAACAGGGAAGAUCUUUGCUGAUCUGCAGGACCAUCUGUCCUGGCAAUGGAUAAAUUCACAAAUGGGCAGCCAGGCCCAGCUCAGAGGAACAGGUUCAUGGGAUUGCUAGAAACAGAUGACAGCAUCCAGGAAGAUAAACCUGCCCUGAGUAAAAGGGAAGAAAGGCCAGGACAGGGAAGGAAAGGAGAGCCACAACCCUUGGAGACACCUUAUCAGAAGGAGAGCAGUGACUUCGCCCCUAAAGUCAAGAUUAAUCUGAACUAUCGUCCAGGACUCGUCAGCAACCAGAAGGACCCGAAUCGCUUUGACAGGGAGCGGCUGUUCAGCGCCGUGGUCAGGGGCAGCCCCGAGGCACUGGAUGGUUUGCUGGAGUACUUAAGGAGGAACUCCAAAUUCCUCACCAAUUCCGAGUACACAGAUGCAAAGACUGGGAAGACCUGCUUAAUGAAAGCCCUGCUGAACUUAAAAAAAGGGAAGAAUGACACAAUCCCAGUCUUGCUGGAAAUAGACCAAAAGACACAGAACCCCAGGCCACUUGUCAACGUGUCGUGCUCUGACUGUUUCUACAGAGGCCAGACCGCCCUGCACAUUGCCAUCGAGAAAAGGAGCCUGGAUUUGGUGAAACUGCUGGUGGAGAACGGAGCUGAUGUCCACGCCAGAGCCCACGGUGAAUUCUUCAGGAAGAAGAAGGAAGGAGUUUACUUUUAUUUUGGUGAGCUUCCCCUCUCCUUGGCUGCUUGUACCAACCAGCUCGAUGUGGUGGAUUAUCUUUUAAACAACCCCCACCAGAAAGCCAGGCUGCAGGAGCAGGACACCCAGGGCAACACCGUCCUCCACGCCCUGGUGAUGAUUGCAGACGACACCGAGGAGAACACCAAGUUUGUGAGCACAACCUACGUGGAGAUCCUGAAGGCGGGCGUGAAGCUCGACCCCACGUGCAAACUGGAGGAGAUUGUGAAUUACGAUGGGUUAAAUCCCCUGCAGCUCGCUGCCAAGACAGGCAAAGUGGAGAUCUUCAGGCACAUCAUCCAGAGGGAGAUCAAGGAGCCCCUGUACCGGCACCUGUCCCGCAAGUUCACCGAGUGGACCUACGGCCCCAUCCACGUGUCCCUCUAUGACCUGUCCUCCCUGGACAGCUUCGAGGAGAACUCUGUGCUGGAGAUCCUGGCCUACAGCAGUGACACCCCGAAUCGGUACAAGAUGGUGGUGUUGGAGCCACUGAACAAACUGCUCCAGGAAAAAUGGGAAACAUUUGCUUCCAAGAGAUUCUACUUCAGCUUUGCCUCCUACUUGUCAUUCAUGAUCAUCUUUACAGCCAUUGCAUACUAUCAGCCCCUAAGGGUAAAGCCUUCCUUUCCAGUGGAGUUCACAGCUGGAGGCUUCCUGUGGGUCUCUGGCCUGAUCAUUAUCUUGUUGGGAGGCAUUUACCUGAUCUUUGCUCAGAGCCUGUACCUGCGGAGGAGACGCCAGUCCCUGAAGACCAUGUGCUCUGACAGCUGCAUCGAGAUCCUGAUCUUCAUCCAGGCAUUCUCCUUGCUGCUCUCAGCAGUCCUGUAUGGGGCCAGCUCAGAGAACUAUGUGGCAGUGAUGGUGUUCUCCCUGCUCCUGGGCUGGGUGAACACCCUGUACUACACCCGCGGCUUCCAGCGCACUGGCAUCUACAGCGUCAUGAUCCAGAAGACCAUCAUGAGAGACCUGCUGCGUUUCCUCUUGGUUUAUAUGAUCUUCCUGUUUGGCUUUGCUGCAGCUCUGGUGACGCUGAUGGGCGAUGCCCCCUCAGUGUCUCAGAACAAGUCCCUGGCUCACCUGGAGAGCGCGGGGAGCCACGCCAUGUACGGGGGGCUGCUCAGCGUCUCCCUGGAGCUCUUCAAGAUCACCAUCGGCAUGGGAGACCUGGAUUUCCAGGAGCACACGAGGUUCAGAUACUUUGUCAUGCUGCUGCUGCUGCUGUUUGUGAUCCUCACCUACAUCCUGCUGCUGAACAUGCUGAUUGCCCUCAUGAGCGAGACUGUCACGGAUAUUUCUGGCUACAGUAAGAGUGUCUGGAAGCUGCAGAGGGCAAUUGCUAUUCUAGAAAUAGAGAAGGCCUGGCUGUGGCGCCAGGGUGGGAAGAGGAGAUCUGGCUGCUUCAUGUCAGUGGGGCUCAAUAAGAAAGAUGAGAGGUGGUGUUUCAGAGUAGAGGAAAUUAAAUGGACAGAUUGGGCAAAGGAUGUGGGAGUUCUGAAGGAAGAACCUGGAAGCACCAAUGAUUCAGAAAUAAAUCCAGAAGAGACCAGGUCCUGGAAACGGCCAGCACAGAAACCACCCCGAGCAGCUGCCCCGGAGGAGCAGUCCCUGCUGCAGCCACAGCCACCAGCCACAGAGAUGGUGCCUCUGCAGGGACAAAGCAGAGAGUUUUGACAGCUUUUCUGAGCUGCAACCUUGCCUCCAUCUUCAGAGGAGUUCUUCCUCCAGCAGCUGGAAGAACUGAAGGCAUUGUCAGUAGCAAAGUGCAUUUUG
Pseudopodoces humilis (Tibetan ground-tit) is the source of this 3123-nucleotide messenger RNA. RefSeq names its product transient receptor potential cation channel subfamily V member 2. The record is from RefSeq and is a predicted model, not a curated record. Gene Ontology annotation, molecular function: calcium channel activity; protein binding. Gene Ontology annotation, cellular component: plasma membrane. NCBI's taxonomy places the organism in Eukaryota, Metazoa, Chordata, Aves, Passeriformes, Paridae. Gene Ontology annotation, biological process: calcium ion import across plasma membrane.